This is a messenger RNA of Pistacia vera, 1138 nucleotides long. RefSeq names its product ankyrin repeat-containing protein NPR4-like. NCBI's taxonomy places the organism in Eukaryota, Viridiplantae, Streptophyta, Magnoliopsida, Sapindales, Anacardiaceae. The transcript is spliced from 3 exons. The coding region runs from base 45 to 1022 and encodes 325 amino acids. The record is from RefSeq and is a predicted model, not a curated record.
UUACUCUUUUCCACGUUUCAGGGCAAUCCUUGACAAAAAAGUUGAUGCAUCUUCAAGCUCUAGAAUUGGUGAAGCAACUGUGGGAGCAAGUGUUGUUGCUAGAUGACUACAAAAUUGGAGAACUACUUCGGAAACCUUCAAGAUUGUUGUUUACUGCUGCAGAGUUGGGGAAUGUUGAAUUCAUAAAAGUGCUGAUUCAGAAGUAUCCUGACCUUAUUUGGAAAGUAGAUGAUCACAGUCGAAGCAUAUUUCACAUUGCAGUGUUGCAUCGUCAGGAAAACAUUUUUAAUCUGAUUCAUGAGAUUGGCGCUCAUAAAGAUUUGAUAGCGGCUUAUGAAGAUGAAAAUAACAAUAACAUGUUGCAUUUGGCUGGAAAGCUUGCCCACCCAGAUAGAGUCAAAAUUGAUUCUGGUGUAGCUCUGCAACUUAGACGAGAGUUGCAUUGGUUCAAGGAAGUCGAAAAAGUUGUUCAACCAUCUUAUAGAGAAACCAAAAAUUCCGAGGGGAGGACACCUCAUAUUUUGUUUUUGGAGGAGCAUAGAAGACUUGUUCGCGAAGGGGAAAAGUGGAUGAAAGACACUGCAUCUUCAUGUAUGGUUGUUGCAACACUUAUUGCAACCGUGAUGUUUGCUGCAGCCUUCACUGUACCAGGUGGCAAUAACAAUCUUACAGGCAAGCCUGUUUUUCUACAUCACUGGUCAUUUUUGGUUUUUGCCAUAUCGGAUGCAUUGGCACUAUUUUGCUCUGCCACUUCAAUAUUGAUAUUCCUCUCCAUUCUCACCUCGCGCUAUGCAGUAGAAGAUUUCUUGCAUUCAUUACCAAAUAGGUUGAUAAUAGGGCUUGCAACUCUCUUCAUCUCUAUAGCAACCAUGAUGGCAGCAUUUGGAGCCACUCUUUUCAUUGUUCUAAGUAAUGAAUUUGCAUGGAUAGCUAUUCCAAUAGCCAUUGUUGCUUGUGUUCCUGUCACCCUAUUUCCUCUGCUCCAAUUCCCCCUUCUUUCUGAUAUGAUUAGUCACUUGUAAAUGUUAGUAUUUUUUCUAUUUCAAAUCAUCACUUGUAUUAGCUCACUGCAAAACAAUCUUUUCAUUAUGUAUUGGAAAUGCUGAGUAAUGAACUAAGAUUCAUUUAAUUUUUCAAA